This is a messenger RNA of Thunnus maccoyii (southern bluefin tuna), 4063 nucleotides long. RefSeq names its product solute carrier family 4 member 2a (gene slc4a2a). Gene Ontology annotation, cellular component: plasma membrane; basolateral plasma membrane; apical plasma membrane. Gene Ontology annotation, molecular function: monoatomic anion transmembrane transporter activity; solute:inorganic anion antiporter activity. The record is from RefSeq and is a predicted model, not a curated record. Lineage: Eukaryota; Metazoa; Chordata; Actinopteri; Scombriformes; Scombridae. Bases 387 to 3743 code for a protein of 1118 amino acids. The transcript is spliced from 21 exons. Gene Ontology annotation, biological process: monoatomic anion transport; bicarbonate transport; regulation of intracellular pH.
CUCUGUCUUUGUCUGUCUCUCUCUCUGUCUCUGUCUGUCUCUCUCUAUAAAUAACUCUUCUCUCUCAGUAUUACAGACACCUUAUGUGCUGACUCAGCUGUCUCAUUCUGAUCUGCUGACUCACUGUCCUCUGCCUCCACUGUGUGAUAUGAGCUGUCAGUGUGACCUUUGACCUAUUAGUGUUCAUGGACAGACACUGACACCUGUCUACCUUUCUCUCUGUUUUUAAAUGAGUUGUUAACCUCUUACCUCUGGGAGGUCUUUCAGUUUUUAUACAAUCAUGUAUGUUGACCUUUGACCUGCAGUGUUUCUUCCUCAGGCUCUGCUGCUGAAACUCCACCUGCUGAACAUCCUCUGACCUCUGACCUGUGACUUCUGGAGGAGCUAUGAGCCGUCACCAGAGAGAUGCUGUCGGUGUGUCUGCAUCUCUGACUCCACCUCCUCCACGUUGCCAUAGUGAUGAAGAAGAGGAAGAGGACCUGAACAAGGUGUUUGAUGUUCCAUGUUUUCAGCAGAUCCUUCGCCCUGCAGCUUGCAGCCCACCAGAGAAACACAGAGUCUACAAUGAGCAGGACUUUGAAGAACAUCGUCACUUGUCUCGCCACGUCCAUCAUCCUCUGUCCAAACCUGCUGCUGACAGCAGGAGGAAAAGGACCAAUGAGGGGAGACGAGGCUCUGCCCCCAGCGCCGCAACCACCAUAGAAGAAGACCAAGAGGGAGAGGAGGGCAAGGAGGAGUCCUACAGUCAGACUGAUGGCGAGGAGGGACGAACAGCCACACCCACCAGUGACCCGCCCACCAGUUCCACCAAUAACAACGGCCUGUCGCCUGGUUGCAUCAUGACGAGCGUUGCCGCUGAUGAUGAGGCUGAAACACUGGCGUCUGUCGACCUGGACGGCAUCAAGAGUCACCGAUUGGACGACGUUCCAGCCGUGCGGCGUCACCUGGUGAGACGGAGCUCCAGAGGGCCGAUCGUCCACAUCACCAAAGAUCAGAAAGAGACGCCGAGCAGCCGGACGCAACAACACCUUCAACACCUUCAACACCUUCAACACCUUCAACCGGACCGCACGCCUCAUGAGGUGUUUGUGGAGCUGAACGAGCUGGUGAUCGACAGGAACCAAGAGCUGCAGUGGAGGGAGACGGCUCGAUGGAUCAAGUUUGAGGAGGAGGUGGAGGAGGAGACGGAGCGCUGGGGGAGACCGCACAUCGCCUCACUGUCCUUCCGCUCCCUGCUGGAGCUCCGAAAAACCAUCUCCCACGGGGCGGUGCUCCUGGAUCUGAAGCAGAGGACUCUGCCGGGGAUCGCUCAGCAGGUGGUGGAGCAGAUGGUGAUCUCAGAUCAGAUCAAAGCUGAAGACCGAGCCAACGUCCUGAGAGCUCUGCUGCUCCGACACAGUCACCCAAGUGAUGAGAAAGAUCACAGUCUGUUCAGCAAGAACAUCUCUGCAGCCAACAUGGCCGCCCAGAUGGACAGACACAAAAGCCAAUCAGAGCCCUCCAUUCCUCUGACGAAUCACAAAGAGGCUGACGGAGAGAAGAACAAGAAAGAAGCCCCGCCCCUCUGUCACUCCAGAUCUAAACAUGAAGUAAAACUGAUGGAGAAGAUCCCCGAGAGAGCCGAGGCCACCGUCGUCCUCGUGGGCAGCGUGGGUUUCCUGGACCAGCCCUCCAUGGCGUUCGUGCGGCUGCAGGAGGCGGUCCUGCUGGAGUCCGUGCUGGAGGUUCCCAUCCCUGUGAGGUUCCUCUUCCUCUUGCUGGGCCCGCCCACCGCCAACAUGGACUACCAUCAGAUUGGACGCUCCAUCUCCACACUGAUGUCAGACAAGAACUUCCACGAGGCGGCGUACCAGGCCGACGACCGCCAGGACCUGCUGACGGCCAUCAAUCGUUUCCUGGACUGCAGCAUCGUCCUCCCUCCCUCGGAGGUUGGUGGCGACGAGCUGCUUCACUCUGUCGCUCGCUUCCAACGAGAAAUGCUCAGAAAGAGGGAGGAGGAGCAGAACGGCAAACUGCAGGAGAAACAGACCAGCAGUCAGCAGGAUGAAGAUUCCUUUGUUCCCUCCAAACCUGGCGACGAGCCCCUGAAGCGUUCAGGCCGUUUGUUUGGAGGGCUGAUUAAAGACGUGACGCGGCGCUACCCUCAGUACCUCAGUGACAUUCGAGAUGCUCUCAACCCUCAGUGCAUGGCCGCCAUCAUCUUCAUCUACUUUGCUGCACUGUCACCCGCCAUCACCUUCGGUGGACUCCUGGGUGAGAAAACGGAGGGUCUGAUUGGUGUGUCUGAGCUGAUAGUUGCCACGGCGAUGCAGGGCGUGGUGUUCAGCGUGCUGGGCGCUCAGCCUCUGCUGGUGAUCGGCUUCUCUGGACCGCUGCUGGUGUUUGAAGAGGCCUUCUACACUUUCUGUAAAGACAAUGGCAUCGAGUACCUGACGGGACGCGUGUGGAUCGGUUUCUGGCUAGUGCUCAUCGUUCUCCUCACUGUGGCCUUCGAGGGAAGCAUCCUGGUCCGCUUCGUCUCCCGUUUCACUCAGGAGAUCUUUUCCUUCCUCAUCUCCCUAAUUUUCAUCUACGAGACCUUCGCAAAACUGAUCAAGAUCUUUCAGGAGCAUCCUCUCCAAAAUUGUUACCAUGGAAACAACACAGUAUCUCCGUCUCUAUGCAACUACACCAUGGCCACCGGUAGUUCUGGGAAGGUUGUUGGAGAGCCUAACACAGCGCUUCUGUCUUUCGUGCUCAUGGCGGGAACAUACUUCAUCGCUUUCUACCUGCGCAAAUUCAAGAACAGCUCCUUCUUCCCCGGCAGGCUUCGUAGAAUCAUCGGAGACUUUGGGGUCCCGAUCGCCAUCCUCAUCAUGGUGCUGGUGGACUACAGUGUGAAGGACACCUACACCCAGAAACUGAGCGUGCCCAGUGGCUUCUCGGUAUCGACUCCAGAGAAGCGUGGUUGGUUAAUUUCCCCCCUGGGGUCAGACGGACAGUUUCCUGUUUGGAUGAUGGCUGCCAGCAUCCUGCCGGCCAUCCUCGUCUUCAUCCUCAUCUUCAUGGAGUCCCAGAUCACAGCGCUGAUCGUCAGUAAGAAGGAGAGGAUGCUGGUGAAGGGAACUGGUUUUCACCUGGACCUCCUCAUCAUUGUGGUGGUGGGCGGAGUCUCGGCGUUGUUUGGUUUGCCCUGGUUAUCGGCCGCCACAGUUCGCUCCGUCACCCACACCAACGCCCUCACUGUCAUGAGCAAAGCGGUCGCCCCCGGAGACAAGCCUCGCAUCCAGGAGGUCAAGGAGCAGAGGGUGACGGGCUUCCUGGUGGCUGUUUUAGUGGGUCUGUCCAUGGUGAUCGGGGAGGUUCUGCGUCAGAUCCCUCUGGCGGUGCUGUUUGGGAUCUUCCUUUACAUGGGAGUGAUGUCACUGAACGGGAUCCAGCUGACUGAACGGCUCAUCCUGCUGCUGAUGCCCCCGAAGUACCACCCUGACCACACCUACGUCCGCAAGGUGCGGACUUUAAGGAUGCAUCUUUUCACGCUCGUCCAGCUGACCUGUCUGUCUCUCCUGUGGGUUGUCAUGGCGACGGCAGCGGCGCUGGCAUUUCCCUUCAUGCUGCUGCUGACCAUCCCUGUGAGGAAGCUGCUGCUGCCGCGUCUGUUCACCUGGAGAGAGCUGCAGAGUCUGGAUGCUGACGACGCGGAGCCUCACCUGGAGGAGAAGGAGGGGCAGGACGAGUACUCCCAGCUGCAGAUGCCCGUGUGACCCAGCCCAGUGUUGUGAUUGGCUGAGCCGGUCCACUUCCUCCUCCUUCAUUAGCAGAUCUGACACGUAUCCUGUAGCAGCGCUGGGCGGAGACUGCAAACGCUUCUGGAAUCAUGUUUUUAUAAAUCUGUGCUUGUGUGUUGUGUUUUGGGGAGCGGGUUUGUUUCUGUGUGAUGAAUGAAUGAACUCCGGCUGUCGAGUCCGUCUGUAUGAAGCAGUUUGUUUUAAAGAUCACACUAACUGAAAAAUAUCUUUUCUGUGUCGCUACAUCUUGACUGUAUGUUUGUCUGUCUAUCAUUAAAUGCAAAUUAUAUCUUUAA